GCCUGUCUGCCUGACUGCCUGCUUGCCUCCACGCCCCUCGGGGAUCCUCGGCCCGCGCCUCCGCCACCUCAUCACACCACACGCCCUGCACGGUUCCUUCUCGGUCACGAAGCCCGCAACAAUCCCCCGCUCUCCCGAUGGAUGGCUCCUGGACACAUCGGUCAGAGGCGCGCACUCGCAGCGCCCGGGCUCAGCUGAUGGAGGAGCUGUCGACCGCACUGGCAGCACUGGAGCGCCUGCUCCCGCCUCUUGCUCCGUCGGCCCGGCCGGAGCUGGUGGAGCCUGCCCUGAAUGCGGUACAGGCAAUCCUCCGGCAGAGCGCCGCUGCUGAUGCCUCUGGCCGCCUCCCGCCGAUGGAUAUUGCCCGAUCGGAACGCAUGCUGGAGCUCGCCGCCGGGCACCUGGCCCUCGGCCAGCGCGAACAGUUGGCCCCCACGCUGGCCCUGCCCGAGGCCCAGGCAGUUGGGAAUGCUGGCGCACCGCCCCGGCGUCGACGUACCCCGGCGUCGCGUGCCACCCUGCCGGCCGCCACGCCCGUCCACUCGUCCCCCCUGUCGGCGGGAGCCGGGCCCCCUGCACCGGCCACGCUGGAUAUCGGCCCCGAGGGGAUUGCAACAUACUUGCUGCCGGGAUCGACCGUGGCACUACUGGCCCCCAUCGGGCCGGCGGCCUAUCCCUCCGGCGGGAUGAUCCAGCUUUCACACCUCGAAGGGGCCGACAUUGUGCUGCUCGUCGGGCCGAGCUCCGGCAGUGUCACCUCGCUGCCCUUCCUGUCGCUUGCUGGGCUGCGGCGCUGCCGCGUGCUGCUUGCCCCACUACCUGGUGUCGGUGCAAUGACACCCACCCCCCAGGAGGAUUCUGCCUCCGCGAUGCUGCCACCCCCCCAGGGGACCACAAUCUACGUGGACCAUGGCUGCGAUGUGCUGCUGCUGUCCCUCCUGCCGGCCGAACUUGGGGGCUGCCAUCAGAUCCGCAUGUCCAAGUCCACUGGCGUGCAUUUCCUGUCGGCCUUCUCCAACAGCCGGCCGGUCAUCGAAGACUGUUCUGCGGUGAUUGUCGGCCCGGCCCCGGCUGCAUGUGGCCCUCCUCCGCCAGCCGUCGGAACUGAUGAUGCCAAUGCUGUCGCUGAUGCCACCAUCACCGCUCUGCCAGGGCUCGGGCACUUGGCACCUCUGGCCAGCCAGGAUGCCUGGGAGGAGGCCAUGCGUCGCGCGGUUGCCUGCACCAGCGCCAGCUCCACCCUGCUCAGUGUUAAUGACUUCUGUUGGAUGCAGGCCGAUAGACAAUCGCCCAAUUGGGCUCGUGCGGAUGCCGCCACCCCUUCAAGUCCCCUGACGGAGGGGUCCGCCUUCAUCCGGCUCCUGGCGGCCUUGCCACCCCCCUAAAAGCACAUCCCCGGCCCUGCCCGGAAAAUAGACAUCGCUGAAAGGGGCAAAAGCAGACAAACACAUUGGAUUGGCGAAGCAGAACAGCACAAGUUCAGGAAGUGUAUGGCGGGGAGAAGAGCUGCAUGGCUGGGCGGAUGCACCCCCCGCGGCGCAGGAACGCCCGAGGGAGGGGCAGGAAAAUGGACAACGCCAAUGCCCGGAGGAGCGCGCCGGGAGGGGCGCCACAGGCCACCUUACUUCAGCUCGAAGGGCUGCCCCGAGUUGUUCAGAUAGGCCUGAUACUGCGGAGCAUUGACGUCCACCUUGCGGCGAUGCUCGACCGCCUUGUGGAUGGGCACAUGGACGAACUCGCCGUUCACCUUGCCGAUCAGGAGGUUGGUCUUGCCAGCCAGGGCAGCAUGCACGGCAUUGUGCGCCAGCAGGGUGCAGAAGAGCGCAUCAUUCGGGUUGGCCGGGGCCGCGCGAAUCAUGUACGACGGGUCAAUGUACUUGAUGGAUGUCUUGAUGCCGCGCGCGUCGAGCCCCUUGGCAAUUUCCUCCUUCAGGAAGAGGCCAAUGUCCAAAUGGCGAACAUUGCCACUGGGAUCGCGCUCACGCUCGCCGGACAUGAGGUUUUGCCCGGCCCCCUCGGACACGACAAUCAGGCAAUGCGGCUGCAUCGGGAUCGGAUGCUGGUGCGGCAGGCUGCAGUUGGCCUGGCUGGACAGGGCAGCCGAGGCACCGGCCGGCGCAUCCGGAACCAGGUCCAGAUCGGCCGGCGUAUCGCCAAAGGGCCAGGCCUUGUUCGGGCGCUCGAUCGCACAGCCGGCGGUAUCCUGGCCCGGGCGCCCGCGCAGACGCGACUCCAGGUAAUCCAGCAGCCACUCCAUCUUGAAGGUGACCUCCGGCAGCAGCAGGACAUUGACAUCGGCCGAGGCCAAGGCCGCGUGCAGGGCAAUGAAGCCCGAAUCGCGACCCAUGAGCCGGACAAGGCCAAUGCCAUUGCGAUAGCCGCGGGCCUCCUCGUGAGCCGCAUUCAGCGCACUCUGGGCCAGCUCCACGGCCGUGUCGAAGCCGAAGGAACGCUCCACAUAGAGCAGGUCAUUGUCGAUGGUCUUGGGCACGCCCACCACCGACAGGGGAUACCCCCGAGCACGGGCCUCCUCAUGGAUGGCAGCCGCGCCCUUUUGCGUGCCAUCACCACCGAUGGUGAAGAGCAUCUGCACAUUGUGCGCCUGCAGGAAGUCCACCAUGUCGGUGAUGCUCUGCCGGCCGCGCGACGACCCGAGGAUCGACCCGCCCAACUUGUGGAUGUCCUUCACCGCGGCCGGGGUCAAUUCCACCACCCCGCCGAGGGUGCCAUCCGGCCGGAGACAAGACUCCGGCCGAGCCAAGGACAUGCCAUCAUAGCCAUACGGGAUGCCGAUCACCCGGCGAACCCCAUACCGGUAGUAGCAGCAGAGGGCAAUCGCACGGAUGACAUUGUUCAACCCCGGGCACAGGCCACCGCAGGUGACAAUGGCCGCGGUGGACUUGGCUGGGUCGAAGAAAAGCUGAUCCCGCGGGCCGGCCUUCUCCAGGAAGCAGGGGACGGCGUGGUCCUCGCGCGAGGCCGCCAGCUCCGGGCUGUAGCCGGUCGAGGAGCCGCUGGUUUGGGCCACCGAAUGGCCGGUGCCGCUGUUGGUGCAAUCCGCCCCGGAGGCCGAGGUCAGCAGGACCGUGGCAUCCAGCAGCACACCGUCGGCCAGGUCGCGCACUCGAGCCACGCCGCGGUCCAACGGCGAGGGGACCGUCCGCUGGCCGAGGUGAUCCACGCGGAAGGAGUCCGUGUCGAGGGAGAACUGGGUCUGGGUGGCGCCCAGAGUGUAAUGAAGGGGCAUGGUUGGGGGAGAGAAGGGGAGGAAAGGAAGGAGCGGGCAGGCGG
Messenger RNA from Fonticula alba, 3291 nucleotides. RefSeq lists its product as hypothetical. The coding region runs from base 138 to 1385 and encodes 415 amino acids. The transcript has 2 exons. Gene Ontology annotation, cellular component: cytoplasm. The record is from RefSeq and is a predicted model, not a curated record. Gene Ontology annotation, biological process: post-chaperonin tubulin folding pathway; tubulin complex assembly. NCBI's taxonomy places the organism in Eukaryota, Rotosphaerida, Fonticulaceae.